CUCAUUCUGGACCCAUCGCACCACCACGCUCUGCUAGAAUCGAUUAAAGACUUUAUCAGCGGGCAGUGAAGUUGCAUGCAGACGGAAUAUUGAUUGUUGAUAAGACCAGCAUGCAUUUAGGUAGCGUCUGUCAGACCGCCACCCUGCCUUCAUUGGACCGUGGGCCUCCUGUGGGAGGAGUCCACCCAUCCAUGGAGCUGAAGCCCCUCCUCCCGCUCAGCCUGUUCCAUGGCUUCACUGAAAUUAACCGCGUUCACAAAACCCAGAUUGGUCCAGGAUUUGGACUAAACACGCCUCUUAUGAGGAAACCCAGCUCAUCGUGUGCCGUGUGCCGACUGAGGUUCAACUCAGAGAGCCAGGCCUCAUCCCAUUACAAUGGUACCAAACACUUUAAGAGGCUCAAAGCCUUCGACCCACCGGACUGCAAGACCAGAGCCCUUGACACAGUCACCAAGGAAACCACAACCAAGAGCGCAUCACCCUGCCCUGUGCCGCCCAGCUCAGACCCCAGUUCAACAGGAGGUUGGUAG
Coregonus clupeaformis (lake whitefish) is the source of this 530-nucleotide messenger RNA. Its product is annotated as zinc finger protein 385D-like. The record is from RefSeq and is a predicted model, not a curated record. Gene Ontology annotation, cellular component: nucleus. Bases 111 to 530 code for a protein of 139 amino acids. Lineage: Eukaryota; Metazoa; Chordata; Actinopteri; Salmoniformes; Salmonidae. The transcript is spliced from 5 exons.